GUUCUCCCCUCGCCCUGCACAAGGCAAGCGCGGAGCUACUACGUGGACUGGAGGAUGCUGCGGGACGUCAAGAGACGGAAAAUGGCGUACGAGUACGCAGACGAGCGGCUGCGGAUCGAAGUGGCUGAUAAAGAAAUUGCUGACUUGCCCCGGGACAGCUGCCCCGUGAGGAUCCGAAAUAGGUGUGUCCUGACAUCCCGCCCUCGGGGAGUGAAGCGGCGAUGGAGGCUCAGCAGAAUCGUUUUCCGACAUUUUGCUGACCAUGCUCAGAUGUCUGGGGUACAGAGGGCUAUGUGGUAG
Tauraco erythrolophus (red-crested turaco) is the source of this 300-nucleotide messenger RNA. NCBI's taxonomy places the organism in Eukaryota, Metazoa, Chordata, Aves, Musophagiformes, Musophagidae. The record is from RefSeq and is a predicted model, not a curated record.